This is a messenger RNA of Gymnodraco acuticeps, 3607 nucleotides long. It is a transcript of the gene rftn1a, whose product is annotated as raftlin, lipid raft linker 1a. Bases 277 to 2322 code for a protein of 681 amino acids. Lineage: Eukaryota; Metazoa; Chordata; Actinopteri; Perciformes; Bathydraconidae. The transcript is spliced from 10 exons. The record is from RefSeq and is a predicted model, not a curated record.
UCCUCACACACACGCUGGUGACAGAGAGGGAGACGGUGUGUUUAUCAUGAGCCGCCCGUGAGAUUCAGCAGCAGUCAGAUGUAUACUUUCCAAAUGGAGGAUUCAUGUUCAGCUCACAUUGGAUCGCCAGCAUCUGACCUGAUGUGUGUCAUUUCUUAGCAGCCGUGACGAGGACAGACAUUAAAGAGAGGAGAGAGGGGCUCACAUCGACACAAGUGAGGAGAGCUCUCAGUACAGAGAACACACCGAGCAGACUGGGGACCACUUGAUAGAGAUAUGGGGUGUAGGCUUCCUAAGUUGCGGAAGGCAGAAGAGAGGCGAAGCCCGGGUAAUAUCUACUCCACCCUGCGAAGGCCUCAGGUGGAGACCAAAGUGGGCGUGGCAUACACCUACCACUUCCUGGAUUUUCUGCUGGGGAAAGAAGAGGUGCCGGUGUCAUCGGUGCUUUGUCUCUCCUCCGUCAGAGAGCUUCCUGUUCAGGUCAGGGAGCUCUACGCUCAGGGUUUUGUCCUGGUCGCCGUCCACCCGUUUGUCCAUCCCUGCGGACCUCGUAACGCACACAUCCAGCGCCAGCUCCACCGAGCCGUGCUGGUCCGAGAGACGCCAAGUUCAGAGAAGAGCCAACUGAGGUGGUCGAGACAGCGCCUGGAGACAGAUGUGUGUGUGGCCAGUCACCAGGCUGCUGACCCAGAAGUCAUCCAGAGCUAUGUCAAGAGGAUCCAGGAUGUAGCGGAGCAGGGGGUGAUGUUUGUGGGCUUCCUCCAGCAGCCAGGCGGAGGACCCUGCUACUCAGGGAACUGGGACCCUGAGGAUCUGUCCUCCUUACAUUCAAGCCCCUCACCUAUUCACCGACAUCCCUUCAGCGCCAAAAACAGCCCAACAGAUCCAACAGAACCACAUCAUAAUGAGCCCGGGUUAGAUCAUGAAGGUGUAGAAAAUCACAAACAGGACGACGAGACAAGAGACGUCAUUCCUCUGAAACCCAUCCAGAGUUUAGAGCUCGACCAAGAGGAGGCCAGUGAGCAAAUCUUCAACGAGUCACUAGAAUCAAGGAACCAGCAUCUCAGCGGUGUGGACACAGUUCUUAAGCGUUCAAAUCAGAACCCGGCAGAAGCCCAGGUGAAGCCGCUGUGUCCCAGCCCUCCAGAAGCUGCAGGUAUAAUCAGACAGCAGAGAGGCCGUCUAGCAGACCUCCAAGAGUCCACAGAGACACAUUUGGAUCUUUCCAAUCAGACAGACAGACAGAGCUCGAGCUCCUGCAGCUGGCCCAGCUCUCCUGAGCUGGAUCGAGGCACGGAGAGAAAGUCCUCCUGCACAGAGGGGCAGAGCAAAGUGACGACGCACAACAACAACCAUAUCCGGAUCAAGGGUUCAGAGAAAGAUGAGAAUGCAGCUACACCGCCAGCGAAGGGUAGGAUGCAGCUCUUCGCCUUGUACAACCACACGGAGGAGCUGAACACUUCUCUGAGGUUCUACUCUCUCAGGGUGCCGCUGCAGGUGCAGAAGGAAGCAGGGCUGAUCACAGAUGUCGACACAAACUGGCUCGACCACAUGACUCAGCAUUUCACCAGCGGGGCGCACCUCAUCGAUGGGUUCUUCCAACUUGAAGACAAUAACGACAAUGGCGUUUCAUCAGUGGACAGUGUGUUCAUCUUCCAGAGCUCCGCGGAGGACGCCACACACACCUCCUACGACGCCAUCGUGGUGGAGCAGUGGACCGUUGUUGAUGGAGUUGUGGUGAAGACAGACUACAUCCCCCUACUCCAGUCUCUGGCUCCCUAUGGAUGGAGGCUGAUGUGUGUGUUACCCACACCCAUUGUGAAGACCAACAGUGACGGGAGUUUGUCGACCAAGCAAAUCCUCUUCCUUCAGAGACCCGUUCUGCAGCGCAAGAGAAAAGACUUCAAGAUGCGCAACCUCAGGGGUCGCAGCAAGGCGAAGAAGAAAACUACUGGGGAAACGGAAGAGGAGAGGGAGAACAUGUCCCCUCUGAUGGAGACGGAGAUGGACAGGUUGAGGAGGAACUCAAAGGAGGAGGAGGAAGAAGAAGAGGGGAGGAAGAGCAGGGGCAGCGUAAGGAGCGAAGGUGGAAAGGAGAGUGAAGAGGAUACACACCAUCAAAGGGGCUUCUGGUUCUUAUCGGGGAGCAGAGCUUCUGUCGAGGAACAGGAAGAGGAAACCGACGUGGACGAGAUCAAGCUGUCCGAGCUGGAGGAGUCGGUGAGAUGGACAGAUGUGUGCCGGAGAAGUGGCGGGGGGGUCAAGGAGGAGGGGAAGACAGAGGAGAGGAUCAAGCAGCAGCUGUUUUCAGGCGUCUGUUGACACAUUGGGCACAAAGCAGGCGAGGGGGGGGGGGGGGGAGCUGAAGCCUGUUUAUAGGAUCAAAAACAAUGCCUUUUUAAAAUAACUUUUUGUUCAUCUGGAGUUUCUUUUUGUUCCCCUGACAACCCAGAUGUAGUCAUACUGUUCCUGGUCCUGAUGUGCUGUUACCUGCACUGUUGAGAGUCUUUGAGGUUGUAGAUCCCAGAUUUGGGAAAGUGUUGUGCAGUUCUCUGCUUUGGGUCACUGUUGCUAUUUGAUGUGUUUGAUUAUAUGAAAUGAAUCUGUGCAAGGCUGAUAGAGAACCACCUCCAGUCCACGCCUUAAUUCUCUUGUUGUAUUUUAAUACUUUUCUUGUAAUAGGAACGUUAAAAAGGGAGUUUCACUGGGCUCGCUGUAUUUUUAUAUAUGGAGUAUAUAAUUAAAGAUAGAAACAAGAAAGGGACAAGUCGACAGAGUAUGAAGUACACGGUUGGAGCACGACUGAUACAUCAAAUGUAGCUUAUUAUAGAUUUGGAUCUAUACCGGCCUAAGUAAAUAACUACGAAAUUGCAGACAGCUUUUAGGUAAUUAAGACACUUUUUCUUCAAGACAUACUGUAGUUUCAUCAACAGUAAGUCUAAAAUAUUUCACUCAAUGAAGUAUCUUCACCACAACUUUAUAUUCAAAUAUCGACCAAUUUCAUAAUUAUCAGACUUUUAUAAUUCUCUGUAUCGGCCGGACUCUUCUCCAAAAUGUAAAUGGUGUUUGGUCUAAACAAUAAUGUUUAGUGAGUUCAAAAUAAUUACAAAAACGUAUGCUGUCACUGGAGGAAUCUAGUUUGCUCUGGCCUGAUUUUGGAAUAACUAUCUCUGAGCUUUCAUCACCUCAAUACAAUGAUGUUAAAAGCUUUUCUAUGUAUGGUGCUCACCACCUAAAUAUAAAUCACAUCUCUUAUCUGAAGCUGUGAUCUAAUAGUUUACAGAACACAGUUUCUUCUUUAGAAAGCUGUUCCUAUGAAGACUGAUUAGUUGUUGGUCUGUUUAUUUUCCAGAGUAACAGGGAAAUUGCUUUCCAACUUUUUUAAAUGCUGGAAGACAGACCAUAAAUGAGUUUACUUGAUUAGACUACAAGAUGAAAGGAAACAAGCCUUUUGUAAUUCAGAAAAACUGACCUUUUCCUUCUUUGAAAAACGUGUAAAUUAACAAUCUAUCACUAUUUAUUUCUUAUUUCCUGGACCACCUGUGUCGUGUCUGAGUACAUGUGAGUCUUUAUAUAAAAGUGGAGGUCAAUAAAGUGUUUGAAAACA